AUGGCGGUUAGUUUCCUACUCCUGCUGGUCUUUGUCCUAAAUGGAGCUGAUGGAUCUCAUAUUGUUGGCGGUAGAGAUGCCGCCCCCCACUCUCGACCCUACAUGGCUUCCCUGCAAGUCCGAGGUCGCCAUAACUGUGGGGCAGCGCUGGUGAAAGACGACUUUGUGCUCACGGCAGCUCAUUGUAAGAUUCGUGGUUCAUACACAGUCGUGCUCGGCGUUGAUUCCCUCACAGCUAACGCGAGUACAAAGCAGGAAUUCAGAACUGUCAGAUCCAUUCCCCAUCCCGGGUAUGAUGGGCAUGCAAAUGACAUCAUGCUCCUGAAGCUCAACGCCAGUGCACAACUGACUGCAGCAGUGCAGUUGAUCUCUCUGAAAACGAGCAGGGUGACAACAGGAAGUCGUUGCCUCACAGCCGGCUGGGGGGACAUAGCGGAUGACAGAACAGAACCCACCACGCUUCAGGAAGUCAACGUAACCACGCUGUCACGGCGGACAUGUCGUAGGAGAUGGGGAUCGGUUCCCGUCACUAGAUCCAUGGUUUGCGGUGUAGGAGCAAGAGUUUUUCAAGGCUUCUGCUCGGGGGAUUCAGGUGGCCCUCUGGUGUGUGAUGGAGCUGCAGCGGGCGUGGUGUCCUUCUCUGGCCGGCGAUGCGGAGACCCCAGGACCCCUGAUGUCUACUCAAGUGUAUCCUCCUUCAGGGACUGGAUUAAGGAAGUGUUAAACAGCAAUUAGGCAAAUCAGAUCUACUGAUAAUACGCCGUUGUGGAUGAUGGGGUUGUAUUCUUCAACAAAAAACCCUAACGUGUGGUGGAAUGGGUCAGGCCAAAUUCUUUACGUCAUACAUUUUCAGUGUAUACCAAACUGAAUACAGAAAUAAAGUUAGCAUGAAAGUGUUGUGUAAAUUACAUUGCACAUAUUUCUGUAUUGUUUUGAAAAUGUUAAAGAUGU
Molecule: messenger RNA, 951 nt
Organism: Limanda limanda (common dab)
Lineage: Eukaryota; Metazoa; Chordata; Actinopteri; Pleuronectiformes; Pleuronectidae
Product: serine protease 57-like
Exons: 5
Coding region: 1-735 (244 amino acids)
Biological process (GO): proteolysis
Molecular function (GO): serine-type endopeptidase activity
Source: RefSeq, a predicted model, not a curated record